This is a messenger RNA of Tachysurus vachellii, 2029 nucleotides long. It is a transcript of the gene suclg2, whose product is annotated as succinate-CoA ligase GDP-forming subunit beta. Gene Ontology annotation, biological process: tricarboxylic acid cycle; succinyl-CoA metabolic process. Gene Ontology annotation, cellular component: succinate-CoA ligase complex; mitochondrion. NCBI's taxonomy places the organism in Eukaryota, Metazoa, Chordata, Actinopteri, Siluriformes, Bagridae. The transcript is spliced from 11 exons. The coding region runs from base 83 to 1381 and encodes 432 amino acids. Gene Ontology annotation, molecular function: succinate-CoA ligase (GDP-forming) activity; ATP binding. The record is from RefSeq and is a predicted model, not a curated record.
UCGCUCUCUCUCUCUCUCUCUCUCUCUCUCUCUCUCUCUCUCUCUCUCGUGGCAACUGUAGCUCGCUCACUUCCGGUUCAACAUGGCGGCUUCCAUGGCAUCCCGGUCUGUCUCUAGAGCACUUCGCGAAACUGCAACCAUACCGUUACUUCUCAACAGAAAUAAGCUGGUAAGAGUGAACCCCAGAAGAUGGCUGAACCUUCAGGAGUACCAGAGCAAGAAGCUGAUGCAGGAGUGUGGCGUGGCCGUCCAGCGCUUUUUUGUCGCCGACACCGGUGCCGAGGCCCUAGAGGCUGCCAAACGGCUAAAUGCUAAAGAAAUUGUUCUGAAGGCUCAGAUCCUGGCAGGAGGCCGAGGCAAAGGGGUGUUUGACAGUGGCCUGAAAGGUGGAGUGCACUUAACCAAAGACCCGGCGGUAGUGCAAGAGCUGGCCGAUAAGAUGCUCGGCUUCAACCUGACCACCAAGCAGACGCCGAAGGAGGGCGUCAAGGUCAACACGGUGAUGGUGGCUGAGGCUCUAGAUAUCUCCAGGGAGACGUAUUUCGCCAUCCUGAUGGACCGCGCGUGUAACGGGCCUGUGAUGGUGGGCAGCCCGCAGGGGGGAGUGGACAUCGAGGAGGUGGCAGAGAAAACACCAGAGCUUAUCUACAAGGAAGUCAUCGAUAUUUUUGAAGGCGUUCGAGACGACCAGGCGCUGCGCAUGGCAGCUAAUUUGGGCUUCAAAGGGCCGCUGGAGAGGCAGGCUGCAGAUCAAAUUAAGAAGCUGUACGAUCUCUUCCUGAAAGUCGACGCCACUCAGGUGGAAGUGAACCCACUCGGCGAGACUCCCGAAGGACAAGUCGUGUGCUUCGAUGCCAAAAUCAACUUCGAUGACAACGCCGAGUUCCGUCAGAAAGACAUCUUUGCCAUGGACAACACUGCCGAAAGCGAUCCCAUAGAGACCGAGGCGGCCAAACACGACCUCAAGUACAUCGGCCUGGACGGCAACAUCGCGUGUUUUGUCAAUGGUGCUGGCCUUGCCAUGGCAACCUGUGACAUAAUUGACCUGCAUGGAGGAAAACCGGCAAACUUCCUGGACCUGGGAGGAGGUGUGAAGGAGAACCAGGUGUACACUGCUUUCAAACUGCUCACUGCUGAUCCAAAGGUGGAGGCCAUCCUGGUGAACAUUUUUGGUGGGAUUGUGAACUGUGCUAUCAUCGCUAAAGGUAUCACUAAGGCCUGCACAGAGCUGGAGCUCAAGGUGCCCCUGGUUGUCCGGCUGGAAGGAACCAACGUUCAGGAGGCUAAGAGGAUCCUGUCUGAGAGCGGCCUCCCCAUCACUUCAGCCAGCAACCUGGACGACGCCGCCAAGAAAGCAGUGGCUUCUCUAACCAAGAAAUAACACACACACAUACACACACACACACACAUGCACACACACUCAGCCUUACUCACUCAAACCUGUUCCUCACCCCAAUCUUCUUGUCAAUCGAACAGUAGGCUGACGUUUUUAACAGAAGAACUCGUCCCUUACGGAUCGUUCAGUGUGUUAUUUCAGCAUCCACUCAUCACCAGUCGUCUACCAUUUACUCAGUGCCGCGUCACCUCUUAUACACUCGUCUGGAUUUUGUUUUAAUUCCCGAUAUUCUGUCUGAAACAGAAACGUUACGCCACACCAGCAUGUCCACAUCUGCGCGGCGAGCCGAGAUAGAGAUCGCACGACGAAACGCAGCAUUCUCUCACUGCACGCCAUCGAACGCUCGCCGAUGCUUAUCAUCGUCAUCACUGUGAAAUGGGCUGCAAACCCUACUAUUGAUUUCUUAAGCUUCUUAUAGUGUGAACUUCAGCACCGUUACAUCUGCAGGAACUUUUUAUUUCUGAAAAUAGGAAGUCAAGCAAAUGUCGAGUAAAAGCAGAGCACCGACUGAUCGAACACUGUUCGUCAAUUUUGAUCAAAUUUGAAAAAAAAAAAAAAAAAGUCAUUCCCCAAAAAACUUUCCUAAUCUAAUAAUUCCUAAUAAAUAAUUCCUGAUAUUCCUAUUCCUAAAAU